Molecule: messenger RNA, 5207 nt
Organism: Pleuronectes platessa (European plaice)
Lineage: Eukaryota; Metazoa; Chordata; Actinopteri; Pleuronectiformes; Pleuronectidae
Gene: hipk1b
Product: homeodomain interacting protein kinase 1b
Exons: 18
Coding region: 343-3699 (1118 amino acids)
Biological process (GO): peptidyl-threonine phosphorylation; intrinsic apoptotic signaling pathway in response to DNA damage by p53 class mediator; peptidyl-serine phosphorylation
Cellular component (GO): cytoplasm; PML body; nucleus
Molecular function (GO): protein tyrosine kinase activity; protein serine/threonine kinase activity; ATP binding
Source: RefSeq, a predicted model, not a curated record
AGGACGUGGUUAGUUCCGGUGAGCGGUGGCUCUCCUGCCUCUACACAGACGUUUUAAGCACAGAUUUUAUUCUGUUUUAAUCAACAAAUGUACAUAUUUUUAGGACGUGUGGAUUAACAUCCACGGGACGAUGCUACAUGUGUGUUUUCCUCCAGGUUUGUGACGUCUUCUCCUGCUGCCUGGCUCCUCACCGACUGGAGAAACAAUGCAGGCCUAGCGAGCAGCUAACGGUAGCUAGCUAGCGGGAGCUAAUCGGAUAACGCUGGACCAGCAACAGACUGCAGUGGGAUUUAAAUCUCGGAGGAAGCCGAAUUUCGACGCUGUAAUUUCACCCAAUCCGCGAUGAGUUCUCAGCUGCAGGUCUUCUCCACCCCCUCGAUCUCCUCCAGUGCCUUUUGCCGUGUGAAGAAGCUGAAGGUGGAGAGCAAUGUUUGGGAUGUGUCCACCACUGACGCCUACAGCUCCAUAGCAGGCCAGUCAGCAUACACCUUUGCACCUGCAAUGGCUGUGGCGCCCUUCGCACCAUCCCUGGUCUUCCCCCCUUCAGCUCCUGGCUCCAGGGGUCAAGUGGUGGUGCGGGCAGCUGACAGCACUGGCAGUCUUCCCCGUGGUUCCAGUCGACGUGUCACUGAGCAGGCAACGUCCUCCUCUUACACUCAUGCUGAGACAUCCUCGGAGACCAGGGGGCACCGGCACGGGCACAAGAGAAAAAUGGAGGAGGCGAAUGAAGGCAGUGGGAGUGGGUGUGGCAGUGUCCAAAUAUUAGAGGAGCUCUCAGCUCCUGCUGCAACUUACUCCAACCGUACAGGCGGCGGUGGAGGAGGGGGCACUGGCCAGUCGAUACCCCACUCCGCUACAACCACCAAAAGCAGUAGCUCCAAUGGCGAAGGAGAUUAUCAGCUGGUGCAACAUGAGAUUCUCUGUUCAGUGUCCUGUAGCUAUGAAGUGCUGGAGUUCCUAGGAAGAGGCACGUUUGGACAAGUAGCUAAAUGUUGGAAGAGGGGCACCAAUGAGAUUGUGGCAAUCAAGAUCCUCAAAAACCAUCCGUCAUAUGCUCGUCAGGGCCAAAUUGAGGUGGGCAUCCUGAACCGACUGAGUGCAGAGAACGCAGAUGAGUAUAACUUUGUGCGUUCGUAUGAAUGCUUCCAACACAAGGGCCACACCUGCCUGGUGUUUGAGAUGCUGGAGCAGAAUCUGUAUGAUUUUCUCAAGCACAGCAAGUUCAGUCCGCUCCCCCUUCGCCACAUCAGACCCAUCCUACAGCAGGUGGCUACAGCCCUGAUGAAGUUAAAGAGCCUGGGUCUGAUUCAUGCAGACCUAAAGCCUGAGAACAUCAUGCUGGUCGACCCCCUCAGACAGCCCUACAAGGUGAAGGUCAUUGACUUUGGCUCGGCAAGUCAUGUGUCCAAGGCUGUUUGCUCCACCUACUUGCAGUCCCGCUACUACAGGGCUCCAGAGAUCAUUUUGGGUUUGCCGUUCUGUGAGGCCAUUGACAUGUGGUCUUUAGGCUGUGUGAUAGCUGAACUGUUUCUGGGUUGGCCCCUCUACCCUGGAGCCUCUGAGUAUGACCAGAUUCGAUACAUUUCCCAGACUCAAGGCCUUCCAGCAGAGUAUUUACUGAGCGCUGGCACUAAGACUAGCCGCUUCUUCAACCGAGGCCCUGACUCCAGCUACCCACUCUGGAGGCUGAAGACCACAUCGGAGCAUGAAAUGGAGAUGGGCAUCAAGUCCAAGGAGGCCAGAAAGUAUAUCUUCAACUGUCUGGAUGACAUGAUGCAGGUGAACCUGUCGUCUCAUUUGGAGGGGACGGACAUGUUGGCUGAGAAAGCUGAUAGACGAGAGUUUAUAGACCUCUUAAAGCGGAUGCUCCGACUGGAUGCAGACAAAAGAAUCACCCCUACAAAAACUCUGGGUCAUCCCUUUGUCACGAUGAGCCACCUCAUGGAUUAUCCCCACAGCUCCCAUGUGAAGUCAUGCUUCCAGAACAUGGAGAUCUGCAAGCGCCGGAGCGCCUACGACAGUGGCAAAUCCUUGUACUCCACCAGUGCCGUCCCCAGUGCUGCAGCGGGCAACCUCACCGUUACCUUCAGUAGCCAACUCAACCAGCAUAACCAGGUGCCUUCAGCGGGGGGAGCGGUGCCUUUGCUGAACUACCAGCCAGCUCUGUACCAGCAGGCGACCAUCAACAUUCCCGGGCUGGCUCAACAGAGUGUGCCGAUUCCAACGCGUCCUGCUGGGCUGUGUAGCCAGGCAGAACCCUUCCAGCAGACUCUCAUCGUCUGCCCACCCUCCACUCUUCAAGGGCUACAGCCAUCCAAUAAGAGUUCCACUUUCCCUGUGAGGAUGGAGAACUCUGUACCUCAGAACCAAUCUGCUCAGGCGCUGCAGAUCCCGCCAAGUAUGCUCACCCAGGGUUCCUGCACACCCCUGAUGGUGGCCACCCUCCACCCACCCUCAGCAGGCAUAGCCCCCCAGUAUUCUCUGCCCCUUGGGCUGGGCACCGGGGUGGGUCGGCCCACCCUCCUGGAGCACACAGCCACAGUGCUGGCCUGGCCCACUGGCACCCAACAAAUCCUCAUACCAUCAUCAUGGCAGCAGGUCCCAGGCUUGGCGAUCCACAGCGCCGCCCACCAGACGAACAUUGCAGAAUCUCCCCUUAAAACACUUCACUCAGAUGCUGCCAUACAACUGGGACAGAGCUGGAGGAGCACAACCCAAGCCAGGAGUCAGCAGGAGCGGAAGAAGGUGAAAGCCAGACGUGGAGAGAACAGAAACAGGGGUCUAUCCGCAGCAUCGUUACUAAGUGGUAUCGCCCCACCCAGUUCCAGCGCCAUAUUGUCCCAGCCAAUCAUCAUCUCUGACACACCCAGCCCAGCAGUCAGCAUUAUCACUAUUCACAGUGACACUGACACUGAAGAUGAGCGCAAGUUCCAUCCUGCCAGCGUUGGUCUGAGCCAGCGGACUAAUGUCAUCAGCUGUGUGACGGUGCACGACUCUGACUCGUCCACAGCCAGCCCCCUGACUCCUCUGCCCCGCACCAGCACCGUGUCAUCACGCCAAGUCAAGUCUCUGGCAGUGGUGGCACCUUCUGUCAAAACCCAGGGCUCAGAGAGAGGAGCGGCCUCGCGUGGACGCUUGGAGACUGGGAACUACAUGAAGCCGAAGAGAUCUAACAGACCACCGUGCAGUUCAGGGGAGACCAUGGAGCACCCCCUCAACCUCAGCCAGGUUCAGCCAGUGGUUUCUUCAUCUCAGGAGCGCUCUGGCUUGUCCCACAGUGACUCCUCUUUGCGGCGCCAGCAGACGUUCCCUCCCGCCAUCUCGGCCUCCCACUUCAACUUCCCCGAAGUGUCCGCCCUGACGUCCGUCUCCUGCCCCGGCCCGAGUCUGUACACUUACCCAGCCUCCACCGCCCUCUCCUCAGCUUCUCAGGCCAUGGAGCAGCUGCUCGGCCGUGGUCACAGCAGCCAUGGACACUCCCCCUCCACCUAUGCAGCAACAUACACCUCAUCCUCUUCCUCGAGGAGAGACUCGGCCGGUCGCAGGGAUUCCGUCAGUAGCCUGCUGCACGGCCUUCCCACAGCCUACCAGCAUCAGUUCGCCACUGGUUCCCCCUAUGUGAGCGUGACCCCCCGGGCUGAGGCUUACAGUGCCUACCAGCUGAGUCCCAGGCGGCUCACACAGUACCCGUUCCUAUAGGGAGACAAACACACUUUACUUUAAACAGGAAGGGGAAAAAAACAUCUGCUUCCCUUCAUGCUACCACAAAGGGACGUUUAAACUGUGUUUCUAAUAGAGUAACUGUCAAUCACUUUUUUUGUUAGCUGCUUUUGUCCACUAGGCAGAAUUCCCCCUCCAGCUGUGGACUGUUUGAGUGUUUUUGAAAUGUUCUUUGGUAUUAUUUGAUAUCGUAUCAGUUAAUCUUCCCCUCAAAGAUAUAGUUUAUAGCCCAUAUUUUAUCCCAAUCUUAUCCCGAUGUACUCGUCUAGCAUUGGUAAAUGUGUUAAACACCUGUAAAUCUUGAGGUUGUGUGUGUGUGAAGAGAGAUUUUCCUCCUGUCACAAGCUGCAACGACACUUUUAGCUUUUAGACGUCUGUCCAACGAGGCUGACGACGACCGUCACGUUCCCUCGUAACGAAGUUGUCCCACUAAUCAGCAAGGCCCUAUGUUUUUAGCAAAUAUAAUCUUGACUGUACCCUUUACUUGCAUCUGUUUAUUCACAAAUGUCUUUUACUAUGUUUAUUAAAUUAUGUUUUGUCGGUGAGAGGUAGGAAGAGGAAGGUCCAUGAUGUGGAAUAAGAGAGAAAUGGUAAAAACUGUGAUGGAUACAUGUUAAUUUAAGUGCACAUGUGAUAGUCUGUUAAUGUAGUGACCUUGUUUAGACAGGAUUAAUCAUGUCUGUUUUGUUUCUUUUUAAACUGCAUCAACUGAGUGCUGAAUGUAUUUAUGAAGUACAGAGGAGUGGAAACACCAUCCUGAGGAAUGACGUGAAAAGCUUUUUGUUUUAAACAGUUCAAAAAGAGAGAUGUACCCCUUUUCCCUCCUUUCCUUGAAAUAUGAAAAAUCAAGUUACACCUGGACUGAAAAAAAAAAAAAUCUAUUAUCUGUGAAUCUGAUUGUGUAGGACCUGCUCAUUAUUAAAAUUGAUAUGGCCAGUUUUAACAGCUUUUAAAUAUAUAUAUUAUGUAUAUUAUUCGGGUGGGGCUGAAUAUUUGUCCUGUUUUCUCCCCUUGACACUUUAGAAAUGCUCGCUAUAGUUUUAACAAACCACCCACACUGCUGUAUGAUGACUGACAGAUGAUCAAGUUGAUAAACCGCUGGCUGAUAUGUCAGUUGGGGUUGGAGGAGAAGCCGUUAAGUCUCUGGCCACUGUUCAAUCACAGGUGGUGAGUGGGUUGUUCCACCAGGAAAAGGGUUUUCCACACGGCCCCUGUUGGUCUUGUCUGAAUUCAGAGCCGUUCUCCUUCCACCAUGUGUUUGAUCUCGAGGACGUGAGCAAUCGGAUGGUCUCUGUGGGCCCUGAAAUGUUUUUCUUUUGUUAGUAACCUUUCCUGUCGUUUGCAAAAGUUUUGUGUUGUCUGAGUAUUUAACUGUUUCAUCUUAACAUAGUAUAGUUCAAAGGCUCUUUGGUAGAACUAAUUCAGGGAAAAGGUUUCAGCUCAAAUAAUCCACCGUCACUGUUUUCAAUAAAAUAACCAUAAACUCA